AAUAUUCCUCUUUCCCUUUUCUUUAAUUAAAAAAAACCAACUUGUCACUCUCAAAAUUCCCACUCUCAAAACCCCACAUAAAAAGUUAAAAAGACCAAGAAAACACAGUAUAAUUUCUUGAGCUUUUAGCUUCAUCAAUGGGAGAACCACCAUUUUUUUGGGUGUUUCUGGUCAUAAAUUUUUUAUUUUUCACUCAAAUAGUAAGAGUAAAAGCAACAUGGUGUGUAGCAAGAAGUGAUGCAAGUGAACAAUCAUUACAAAGUGCUUUAGAUUAUGCAUGUUACUCUGGUGCUGAUUGUGCUCCUAUUUCAGCAAAUGGACUUUGUUAUCUUCCAAAUACAAUUCAAGCUCAUGCUUCUUAUGCAUUUAAUGGCUUCUAUCAACGUAUGAAUAGAGCACCUGGUUCUUGUGAUUUUGCUGGCACUGCUACCAUUGCUAAAACUGAUCCAAGUUAUGGAUCUUGUGAUUAUCCAGCACAUACAAGCACUGCUGGUGGCUCUACUCCUCCGAACACCAGUGGUGGUGGCACAACCGGAGGGACUACCACACCGACCACGACGCCAAUUCUUUACCCACCACCACCAGGGUCCGCAAAUCCUUUCAAUGGCAAUGGAGUUGGACCUGAUAUUACUGACUCAGAGACUUCUAAAGCUUCUCCCAAGUUCUCAAAUUUAGUUCCUGCAUAUUUUAUGCUUCUCUUCAUUCAUAUUUUUCAACUCUUGUAGCCAUUCGUUGUAGAAUAUAGCCAUACUUUUGCUAGUUUGUUGAAGGCUAGGACAGUAAAAUUUUGGUUAGAAAAUGGAAGCUUUCAUCUUGCUAUUUUGAAAACUUCAGCCCUUUGGAGUAACAUUCUGGUCUUUAUAAUCAACUGUCUUGGCCUGUUGAUACAA
Lycium barbarum (goji berry) is the source of this 890-nucleotide messenger RNA. Its product is annotated as PLASMODESMATA CALLOSE-BINDING PROTEIN 3. NCBI's taxonomy places the organism in Eukaryota, Viridiplantae, Streptophyta, Magnoliopsida, Solanales, Solanaceae. The coding region runs from base 138 to 725 and encodes 195 amino acids. The record is from RefSeq and is a predicted model, not a curated record. The transcript is spliced from 3 exons.